This is a messenger RNA of Halichondria panicea, 988 nucleotides long. RefSeq names its product dnaJ homolog subfamily B member 9-like. Gene Ontology annotation, molecular function: protein-folding chaperone binding; misfolded protein binding. Lineage: Eukaryota; Metazoa; Porifera; Demospongiae; Suberitida; Halichondriidae. The record is from RefSeq and is a predicted model, not a curated record. Gene Ontology annotation, cellular component: endoplasmic reticulum. The transcript is spliced from 3 exons. Bases 65 to 862 code for a protein of 265 amino acids.
ACCAAACGGUCUCUGCCAACCAAAUUCAGCCACAGCAUUCGUAUAGCGCAGUGACAUGAUAUGAAUGCCUGAGAAGAUAGCUUCCAGGAAAUCUGUACACAAGGCCUCCUCUACAAUACAAGACCAAUACAAGAGCACACUAUACAGCAUAUUGGCCACUAGAAUGGACUCUUCAAAGAGAAUCAGUAGAUCUACUCACAACCUACUCUCCUGUCUGUCUUUAGUCUUGUGUGUAUCUCUCCUAACGUGCCCGAGCAGGGUAGCCGCUGAAGAGACCGACUACUAUAAACUACUGGGCAUAUCUAGAGAUGCAUCGAACAAAGAGAUUAAGAAGGCGUUCAGAAAGUUGGCUAUCAAGUAUCAUCCCGACAAGAACCCUGCCCCCUCCGCUAGAGAAGAGUUUGAGAAGAUAGCUAAUGCCUAUGAGGUCCUCUCAGAUACAAAGAAACGGCAACACUACGAUCAAUUUGGAGCAGAAAGCCCUGGGGGCAAUCCUAGCCAAGGUUUCGACGGUUUCAACUUCAACUACGAUUCAUUCUUCAAUACCGACCAUUUUAACAGUGAACACUCUGAGUUCAAUACACACUUCAACUUCAACUUUGACGAUGUUUUCAAUGAUUUCUUCGAUGAUGAGAGCGAUCCAUUUGAAGGUUUUGGAUUCCACAAUCACUUUGGUGGUGGAGGGGGCGGAGGUCAUGAGGUUGACGAUGGUUUCGGAUUCGGAGGAAUGUUCGAUGGUAUGGGAGACAUGUUUGGAGACAACUUUGCAGGACAGGAAGCUACAGGUGGUGGAGGCAGAUCGUGUAAGACUGUCACCAGAAGAGAAGGAAACACGAUCACCUCACACACUAUUUGCUCAUAGGAUACAAAUCAACUCUCAGUUAAUUAUACAAAUAAUUGAUUGAUCACUUUUAAUUUUUCUAAAUUUUCACAAUGAUUUGUCAGUUCGUGAAAAGCAAAUUAUAAAUAAAUUAUACUCACAAUGUAA